AUGUCCCAAUCUAAAAGCUUAGCUUCAUUGCCUAUUUUCCAAGCAUCUCUUUCAGCGAGUCAAUCUCCACGUUAUAUUUUCACUUCUCAAAAUGGUACAAGAAUAGUCUUCAUUCAAGAUAAUAUAAUAAGGUGGUACAAUGUACUCACCGAUCCGUGUUACCAUAGUUUAAGCUUAAGUCGUCAUCUGGUCUUAGAUGAUACCUUCCAUGUGAUAUCUAGUACAUCCGGUGACUUACUUUGUUUUUUUAAUGACCAAGAAAUCUUUGUAAUGGAAGUUCCCUGGGGUUAUUCCAAUGUUGAAAAUAUUUCUAUUCAAGAUGCAUUCCAAGUUUUCCACUAUUCUGUUGAUGAAACUGAACUUGGCCCCAAAUCGCUUAUCAAGAAAGUCUUAUUUCAUCCGAAGAGUUACCAUGAUUCUUGUAUAGUGGUCCUAAAAGAGAACGACACUAUCAUAAUGUUUGAUAUUCUCAAUCAACAAGAAAAGCCUAUCAUUCUAAAUAAACCUAAUAACUCCUUUGGUUUAGAUGCACGCCUUAAUGACAUCACAGAUUUGGUAUUUAGUAAAGAUGGGUUGACAUUAUAUUGUCUAAAUACUACAGAAGGUGGUGAUAUCUUUGCAUUUUACCCAUUUUUACCAUCUGCCUUAUUGUUGAAUGAAAAUGAUCUCAGCUGGAUUUUAAAUAAAUCGUUAGUAAUGUACGAGUCCCUGGAUCCAACAACAGAUGUUACGGUCAAAAGAAACAUUAUCAAACAAUUGCAGUUUGUAUCAAAACUUCACGAAAAUUGGGACUCUAAACUUAACAAGGUCGAUAUAGAUAGCGAAUACCGUUUAGUAAAAGUGCAAGGUCCAUUCACCAUAAACCCCUUUCCAAACGAGUUGUAUGAUUAUACUGCAAAAAAUAUCGCAACCAUAUCAAUUGACAAUCAACAAAAUGAAAUUUUUUGUAUUAGUUUUGACGAUGGGUCCUUAAUCUUGUUAUUAAAAGAUUUGGAAAUGUCAAUGUCAUGGGAUGUGGGAAAUUAUGUUUAUAAUGAUUCCUUAGUUCUAAUUGAACGUGUUAAAAUGCAAAAAGAAAUCGAAUCCCUAAUAACACUACCAGAACAAAUGGGGAAAUUAUACGUUUUUUCCAAAAACUUUGUAUACCAAGUGAACUCCACAAGCUGGACUUCUACAAUCAGCAAAUGUAUAAACGAAUCUGACUUAAAUCCACUUGGAGAUUUGAAAUUUGAAAGUAAAAUUGAAAAUAUAGCAACCGUAGAAGGAAUGCCGAAUCUAGCGCAUAUCUACUGGAAUAAUACGUCCAAUUUAGCUUUAGCGUCAAAUAAGGAAUUAACGUUUCAAACUGUAUCAGUCGAUCAGAAAAUGCAAAGCACGGAAACUGAAACUGAUAUAGGGACGGAAGAGAGUGGCUUGGCAAAAUGUCGUUAUGAAUUACGUUUCACACAACCCCUAAGUGAGAUUCUGACGUUAAACGAGAACUUUCAGAGAGCUUGUAUUAGCCCAUGUGAACAGAUUAUCCCAUCAACAGAUCGCCAGAUACCUCUAAAAAAUGAAGCGAGCGAAAACCAAUUGGAAAUUUUCACAGAUGUUUCGAAAGAAUUUCUGCAAAAAAUUGCCAAAGCUCAAUCCUUAGGUGUUUCUAUAUACAACAGAAUUCAUGAGCAACAGCUUGAACUAACACGUCAACUACAAUCCACAUGUAAGAUAAUUUCUAAAGAUGUUGAUUUACGAAAAAAAUUUGAAGCACAAAAUAAAAAAUGGGAUGCUCAAAUAAUUAGACAAUCAAAACUGAUGGAGAGAUUUAGCAAAUUGACCGAAAACCUUUCGGAGAUUUCCAAAUCUAAUAAGUUUAAAGAAAAGAAUAUAAGUAAUGCUGAGAUGGAAUGGUUCAAAGAGAUACGGAAUCAGAUAUUGCAGUUUAACUGUUACGUCCACUCUCAAAAAUCCCUUCAGCAAGAUUUAUCGUAUUUGAAAAGGGAAUUGACUCGCAUUGAAACUGAGACUAUCCAAGUUGACAAAAAAAGCCAAAGUGAAUGGAAUGAACUACGUAAAAUGCUUGAAAUAGAUUCAAAGAUUAUUAAAGAGUGUAACGAAGAACUGCAGCAUGCUUCUCAACAACUCACUACUAAAACGCAAUGA
Saccharomyces mikatae IFO 1815 is the source of this 2142-nucleotide messenger RNA. RefSeq names its product linker nucleoporin NUP82 (gene NUP82). Gene Ontology annotation, molecular function: structural constituent of nuclear pore. The record is from RefSeq and is a predicted model, not a curated record. The transcript has a single exon. Gene Ontology annotation, biological process: mRNA export from nucleus; ribosomal large subunit export from nucleus; protein import into nucleus. The coding region runs from base 1 to 2142 and encodes 713 amino acids. Gene Ontology annotation, cellular component: nuclear pore. Lineage: Eukaryota; Fungi; Ascomycota; Saccharomycetes; Saccharomycetales; Saccharomycetaceae.